AUGCAUCAAGGACAAACACAACACAAUGGAUAUUUUCUUAGUAAAGCCACUUUUCCCGUUGCAGUUGUUCGACGAAUAGGCCAUCCGUACCAGAACCGAACGCCACCGAAGCGCAAGAAACCGCGCACGUCAUUUUCCCGCCUCCAGAUCCUCGAGCUUGAGAAGCGCUUCCACCGCCAGAAGUACCUGGCGUCGGCGGAGCGCAGCGCCCUCGCCAAGACUCUCAAGAUGACGGACGCCCAGGUUAAGACACGACAGACGGCAGAAGAGCGGGAAGCGGAACGGCAGGCCGCAAACCGCCUAAUGAUGUCGCUACAGGCGGAAGCCAGUAAGACGGUUUACGACAUCCGAGACCCGUUAUGA
Messenger RNA from Dreissena polymorpha, 363 nucleotides. RefSeq names its product T-cell leukemia homeobox protein 3-like. The record is from RefSeq and is a predicted model, not a curated record. Gene Ontology annotation, cellular component: nucleus. The coding region runs from base 1 to 363 and encodes 120 amino acids. Lineage: Eukaryota; Metazoa; Mollusca; Bivalvia; Myida; Dreissenidae. Gene Ontology annotation, biological process: animal organ development; regulation of transcription by RNA polymerase II. Gene Ontology annotation, molecular function: RNA polymerase II cis-regulatory region sequence-specific DNA binding; DNA-binding transcription factor activity, RNA polymerase II-specific. The transcript is spliced from 3 exons.